Eimeria necatrix is the source of this 363-nucleotide messenger RNA. RefSeq lists its product as hypothetical. NCBI's taxonomy places the organism in Eukaryota, Apicomplexa, Conoidasida, Eucoccidiorida, Eimeriidae. The record is from RefSeq and is a predicted model, not a curated record.
AUGCGGCGGUUCCAGCGGGGAAAGCUGCUGAUCAGCGCGUCAUUAGGAAUAAAAAAGACAAAAACAAAUAUUCCAAAGAUCGCGCCAAAGACACGCUCGUUCGUGCAGAAUCAGCAGAUACACUCCGCAAGGCGCCGACCCAUUGCAGCUAGUGCCCAAAGCCCAGCAGCAGCUGCUGCAGCGCCAUUCCCAGCCCCUCAAACGCAACGCAAAAGCAAAACUCCAAAUAAAAAGCAGAAAAAAAUAAGUUUCGGGCUACUGGAACUCGGGAAAAAGGAAAGAACGGACUUCAGCAUCGAAGCCAGGGCUGAGGCCGCCGCCCAGCCAACGAGCACCGGCGCCGCGGAAAACCGACUUAAUUAG